CUUCAUUUUACAGAUAAUUUCAUAAUAUGACGUAAACAAUAACCCAACUUUUUCACUACUUUCUACGAAUGUUACGGUUUUUAUAUAUUAUAAUAAAAUUAGUAAGAUCAAUUAGCACUUAAAAUUUUCUUGUCUCGCCGAAAUUUUCUUUUGACAGUCCAGGGCACUCUACAUUUGGACAAUGGGUAUCAGUAAUAUGACACUGGUGAAAAUUGCCGCUCUAGGUGGGAUUGCGACGGUUACAAUGGGACUUGGCCUGCGGUUCAAGAUCAACAAUAAUAUCAAGAAUUCCGACUUUUGCAAGGAUGCCUUGAAAACAGUGCGAAGUCACAAAGGUGCCAUACAUUUACUGGGAGAACCCAUCAAAGACAGUCAGAUAAAUGUCAGUGAUUCUUCUAUAAACUAUCUGAAAGAAAACUGUGGGAAAUAUGAAAUUCCUCUGAGGGGCAGUAAACAAAGAGGUGUUUUACACAUGUGGAUUACUAGGACUGAUGAUAAAAGUGACUGGGUAGUUCAACGUCUGGAAUUAGGUGUCAGUACAGAACCAAAUAGACGAUUAAUAAUAAAGUCUUAAUAUGUUUAUUUUGUGACAAUGUAAUUGUUUGUUGAAAAUAUAAGUCUUGUUUGAAA
Aethina tumida (small hive beetle) is the source of this 630-nucleotide messenger RNA. RefSeq lists its product as uncharacterized. The transcript has a single exon. Gene Ontology annotation, cellular component: mitochondrial inner membrane. NCBI's taxonomy places the organism in Eukaryota, Metazoa, Arthropoda, Insecta, Coleoptera, Nitidulidae. The record is from RefSeq and is a predicted model, not a curated record. The coding region runs from base 182 to 574 and encodes 130 amino acids. Gene Ontology annotation, biological process: mitochondrial respiratory chain complex I assembly; mitochondrial respiratory chain complex IV assembly.